CCCCUGCUCUACAACUCAAGGGCGGAGCGAGGCGCCCCCCCCUUCCCCCCUGCAGGCCCGAGAGGCGGCGCAAAGGCCGCUCCUUCGCCGCGAGGGGAACCUGUUCGCCGCCUGCCGAUCCCCCCCGCUUCUCUUCCGCCGCCGCGGCAUGACGGGAGGGCCGCGGCGGGGAGUUAUGGGGUUGACCCGCGGAGUCCACUGCAGGCGGUGCUGGUGCUGGCAGCUGCGGGGCUUCCCCGCCUUCCCGAGAGGCUCAGCCGCCCAGCGCGGAGGGGUCGGGCGCCUCCUGCCUCCCUCUGGCCGUUGCCCGUUUCUGCCGCUGACCCCCGCGCGCUUUUAUAGCAGCGGCAGCGGCGGCUCCAGGUCGGAGGAGCGGACGCUUUUCUUGGGGUUCCCCAACCCCUUGAGAUGGCUCCGCACUCGCCUCUACUUCUUCCUCAUCCGCACCUAUUUCGACCGCGACUUCAGCGUCCAGGAGUUCAUGCAAGGGGCGAAGCACGCCUUUACUGUUGUUUCAAGGCUAAUUUCUCAGUGUAAAUACGAUGUAUUGGAAGAACUUGUAUCAAAAGAGAUGAUUCAGGUGUUAAGAGAGAAGCUCUCUUCAUUGUCUGAAAACCACAGAAAAGCCCUGGCUGCGGAGAUGGAUGAAAUUAUGUUCACAGCAACAGGAGAUGUGGGCAUUUACUAUGAUGACAGUGGCAGGAAGUUUGUUAGUAUCCUGAUGUCGUUCUGGUAUCUGAGCAGUGCUGACAUCCCUGAUAAGACUCCAGAAGGAGCCAAAGUAUUCCAGAUUGCACUUAGCGGUGAAAACACACCAAAAAGAAGACAUCUUUUAUUAGCAAACUACGAGUUUCGAAGAGAAUUCACACAGGGUGUGAAGCCAGACUGGAUGAUUACAUGGAUUGAACACCCAAACCUAUUGGAAUAAGUUCCUAGAACAAAGACUUUCAUAUACUAGUAAUAUUUUGGCAUAUCAAGAAACAUCUCAAGAUAUGUAUACCACAAUACAUAGUGGACUAAUUUUGUGGGGUUUGCCUGAAUACCAUCUUGCACUGAACAAUAUAAAUAAUGUCUUUCCCAUCAGAGUUGAAAGCACAGUUUGGACCAAUGUGUAAUGGGGAACAUGUUAAGUUGGUAUGAUAAACAUCUUGAUGUGCUCUGGAAGAAGAUAAUUCAUAGUUCAUAAUUGAACAUUGCAUCUUUUUUCUUCAACCAUCUUCAGAAAGUGAAAUGGGUGGUCUCAAAAAAAUAAAAAAGAGAAAGAAGUGACUUCCAAAUAUCAGACUUUACCUGAGUCCAUUGAUAACGCAGUACUUAACAGCCAAGGUCUUGAUUUUAGGAUCAAGUACACUAGAAUGCAUAAUUUACUUUUCAGUGGACAUAUUAUCUGGAUCAUUCAACAAUGAAAGUAAAGAUAGAUUUCAUAUUUAUACAGAAUUAAGUUUUGUACUUUUUUUUUACUUUGGUACUUUUUUCUGUAUAUUUGAUAAUGAAAGUAAAAACUAUAAUAGCCAUGUGCAACUUUUAGCUGAGAUCCAAAAUACAGUAUAGUGGGGUGUAUGGGGUAUGGUAUGGUGUGUGGUAUGAUGAACUUAAUUUCAAUGUGAGGCAGAUUUCUGUAUUUUUUUGUGUGACAGUGCCAGAGCUUAAAUGUAGGUCUUCAUACAUAUAAAAUAUAUAGGAUUAAAUUGACAUCUACUAAGUGGCUAAAAUCCCAAGGUGAUUGUUCUCAGAAACAUUCACCAAUCCGAGUAUUGCUCCUUUUAUGCAUUUAAAAUGACUUAUUGAAGCUUGACAGCAUAAGAUGAUUUGAAUUAAUUCUCUGAGAUUGCAAAAGAUUUUGUGAUAUUUUAGUUUAAUCUUCAAACUCUCCUGCUUGUGCAUUUUACUGGAAAAGCAGGACACUGAAGAAUGUCUCAGUUAAUGAAAGAACAGCAGAACAGCCAACUGACCAUCCAGUUAGCCAUUUCCACAGGGAUCAUUGUACUUCUUAUGCGUAGACAGCAGGCACAGUGCCUGGAUGUUAGGAGCUCCUUUCCAUGAGUCAGACUAUUGAUCCCCUUGAUCAUUCAGAUCACACUAGAUGAUCUGUUGAAGCGGAUGCCAUCAUUUACUUUCCUGUUGUGACAGUAUAAGAGGCCUGCCAGUCUGAAUCCAUUUAUUUUGGAAAUCAUACUGAUGCAGGGUAUGUGGGCUAUAUGAGGGCCACAUCAUUGUGUUUGACCUCGGAGGGGGAGGCAUGAUUAGGAGAGACUGACCAUGGCGGGCAUGGCUGGUGGGCGUGACAAGGGACUCGUAUUGGGGGCACCUGUGGUGGCCAAGUGCUAAGGCAGGAUUUCCCUGAGAUCCUCUCUCAUUCUCAUUAUAAUCUUCCUUCCUUCCUUUUCUUCUUUUUCCUUUCCUCUUUAUUCUUCCUUCCCCUCUUUCCUUCCUUGAUUUCUUCCCAUCUUUCCUUCUUUACCUUUGUCUUUCCCUUUCUCCUUUCCUGUCCCUUCUUGCAUGCUCAAAUGCAAAGGGGAAACUUUUCUCCUUUCGUUUUGUUUUUAGUUUGUUUUGAUAGCUCUCUGCCAGUGAAAAUGGAGCCGGGGGGGGGGGGCACAUAUGGCCCCCUGGGCUCCGUUUUCACUGCCAGAGGCACUGUGGGCCAAUUCUUUGCUGUUUCCAGGCUGGCCCCGCAGGCCAAAUCUAAGCACCCCUUGGCCCUUGAGUUUGACACCCCUGUUAUAGGGUGUCUGCAUUUACAGCCUUAAUGGUGCUAUUAAAUUUACUCAGAGAUAGAAUACCUGAUUUGCAUGCAGACUCCAAGUUUAUUCUCUGGCUUCUCAACUCAAGUGGUGGGGGGGAGGAAAUAAGGGGAAAGGUCGUUGAAACCCUGAAGAGCUGCUAUGAGUCAAAAUAGCAAAUGGUGAGCAGCCUGGAGAAGUACUCUGGUAUAACAAAUAAUUAUUGAACUCCCCUAUAUCUAGUGGCAGUGACUCAGAAAUUGUCUUUAAGACACUGUCUUUUUUCGCCUACGUUUGCUGCAUUAUGUUAAUGCAUCUAUUACUUUUGAAAACUGUUAUAAUGCAGUUUCUGAUGGAAUAGCUUAUCUCAUGCAACAAAAAUACCACUUGUGGCACUUGAAAAGCUAACACGUCUAUGACUGCUAACCUUUUCUGGAUCACAGCCCACUUUAUCAGAUGCCUGGAGUAUAGUCUUGAGAAAAAGUAUUUUAUCUCUGUGUACAACUGUGUAUAUGUACAAACGCAUCAGAAGAGCUGUUGAAAGGGUGGAAAGAGAUGCAUAUGAAGAAUGUGAAGCAAGCAGCAACUAUACCCUCUCAUGCCUACAAUUAUGCAUUUGGGGAUUGAUUGAUUGACUGAUUGAUUCUGGCUUGAAAUUGAUAACUUGGAUUGAAUAUGCAUUCCCCAGUAGCUAUGUUGUUUCAGCAUAUGAAAGAAAUACAAGAGAAUGUCAAUUUUAACAAGUUAAAAGGUGGUCUUCAGUCUCAGCCUUCUGAUUUUUUUCUUGACCAGCUGGUUGUUGACCAUUAAUUGAUCUAUUUGAAUUAAUUUAAUUGGUAAUUUAAACAGUUCAGCAUAUGCAGUGAUAAUUUUGAUUCUUUACAUUGUAUACAAUUAUAUGUCGUUAGGAUCCAGUGUCUAAAGUUGUAGAUCGGAAAAUACCAGAAAGAAAAAUAUUAGCUGAAUUGGAUAAGGGUGGUCUCAUACUGGAUCUCAGCCAUGAUUAUGUGUUCUGAAAUAAAGGGAGUUCUUGGAGCCUCCUUGUCAUGAUCAAAUCAACCCCUAAUGACCAUGGACUUCUCUAGCACCACUAUCCAUUGCAGGGAGGUUUCACCCAUUCGAUUCGUCCAUCCCUGGUGACUGAUGAACCUGGAUGAGUUUCAGAGAGAAUUGGGGGCUGUUCCUGUUGGCCUGCUGCACAGUCCAUCUGAAGCCAUGGUCACUGCCUAGAAUGGGGUAAAGCUGAGCUUUAGAUCAGAUCACAUCCAUGUAAUCUCUCCCACUCACAGAGUUGACGAAUUUGAAGAAGAGACAUCAAUAGUAUUGCUGGAGCUCACAAAAGGUGAACUUGACCAAACAUAGCUUACAGCCAUUAACAAGGUCUACCUUGUGGCAGUACAGAUGGUGAAGCAUCUAUUCCCUCACCCUUAUUGCAUCUGUGGAUAGCUGGCCCUGUUUCACGUGACAUGUGCCUUCUUAUGUAUUGGGUGGUCAGAGAACCACCUGCAAGGAUGGUUCAAAGGAUUUUUUUUUUCAGCAUCUGCUGGACAAAAGUCACUUGAAUUUGCUUGGGGUUGGAUGCUAGUCUUGUUGCAGGUCUGGAGGUGAGGCUUGGGGAGAAGUCUUGCCUGAUUAUCUGGAAAUGGUUCCAACUUCUUGGGUCUGGGGAAAUGGGCAGCGUCCUUGGAAUUGUAAAUUCAGCCACCUGCUCCUUAGAUCAGUGCCUCUCCUGGCUUGUUAAAAAAUUUUGGGGGGGGGGGAUCGUAUGGAUAGAUUCUUGUGGUGAAUUUUUCCUUGAGUGAGAGGGUCCUAUUCUUAAAGGGCUUGGUUUAUCCCCUUUUCAAGAAGCCAUUGCUGGACUCCAGAAUACUGGACAACUUUACCCAGUAUAACCUCCAUGUUCUGAUGAAAGUGGUUGAGAAGUUGGUUGCCCAACAACUUCCAAAUCCCUUGUUGAAGUGGAUUACCAGGAGUCCUUUCAGUCAGAAUUCAGAUAUGAGUAUGGGUUGAAAAUGACCUUGGUUGCACUUUUGGGUGAUCACUGUCAAGAGCAAGAUUGAGCAUGGGCAGCAUUGUUAUAUUGGUUUCUCCAAGGUCAAUUCCAGUUGGUGAUGAUUGGGGAAGAAAGAUCCCACUCACAGCCCCUAUUAUUGUAUAUUGGGUGCCACGUUGUUAGGUGUGCUCUCCGUUCAUAUUCAAUACCUAAAUGGGGGAGAUGAAGUCCACAAGUCUUAAAGUUGCCAAGGUUGGAGAUCCCUGCUUUAAAGCCCUUCAUGGCAGAGGGAUUGGUUAUCUGAGGGACCGCCUUUCCCUGAUUAUACCACCUCAACCAAACAGAUCAGCAGAAGAGACAUGCUGCAGGUCCCAUCUGUUAAGCAAUUAUAUUUGGUGGGUCCCAGGAGGUGGGCCUUUUGUCAUGGUGCCUGACUUACAGAAUAUUCUCCUCCCCCUCCCUCCCGAAGUGAGAUCAGUUCCAUCCUUACUUACUUUCUAUAAGUCCCUCAAGACCUCGCUUUGUCAUCAAAGCUUGGAGAGCUCAGGACCAGUGAGAUCUUGAGGUGGCUCCCUUGCUAGUCUAACAUCAUGUGUGCCAUAUGCUUUUAAAACUUUUAAAAUAAUGAUUAUUUUAACAUGUUUUAUUAUUUAUAUCUUUGUUGUAAACUUCCCAGAGAGACUUCUUGUCGGAUGGGUGGCUGUAUAAUUUUGAUUAAUAGCCUGAAAGAAUAAGCUAGCAUGAAUCUCCCUAGUAGUGGGAUUUACUUGCAACUUGAAGAAAAAGUUCGUUUCUCCUGAAAUCCUGUACACACUAUUGGGAGAAAUUGACUAGGAUACUUUAAGUAAAAGCAAUUAAAAUCAUCUCUUCCUUGGGAACUCCAUUCUGUGCUGACAAAUACUAGGAACGCUUGAGUUGAUCAUGGGAAGAAAUUGCUAUUCUCCAGGCAGAAUGGGGGAAAAAUAAUAUUAGAUAAACAUCUCUGUCUGAGUGGCUUUCUCUUGCAUUUCACUCAGUGGCUUUUUCUUGCAUUUCUCAUCUGUGUACAUUAGGUGGGAGUAUUUUAUCACAGCCAAAACAUUUUGUUGCUCCCAGUCAAGGGUUAUAUCUAUAUAUACACAGUAGGUAUAAUGUCAGUAAGUACCUAUAAUGACUUCUUCCUUGUUAUAGACAGGAAUAUUUCUCUGGUUGAAUCCAGCAUAAUGCUUGGAGCAUUGGAAAAAAGUGUAACUACUCAAUAGUUUGUUAAAAUAUGAUUUUGUCUGCAACAUGUCUAAUACAAUCAUACUAUAAUAAGCCAGCAUUUGAAUUAAUUAAAGUAAAAAUUGUGUUGAGAGAGAGAGAUAGUUUGCCAUCAUAUAUUUCACUUAAAUUUUGUGGGAAGAGUUACUGAAAUUCUAACAAUUGAUAGAUUUUCUUUCAAUUAGUGAAUUGCUUAGUUAAUCUUCCCUUGAAAAAAUGUCCCCAAGCUGAAAAUUGAUUGCUCAACCCUGAGCUAGAUCAGUCACUGCACCUAACUGAAUGUUAUACAGUACUUAGUGUUUCUCACAGUUGUUGUACUGUGUUUCCCCGAAACUAGGACCUGUCCAGAUAAUAAGCCCAAUUGGGCUUUCAAGCGCAUGUGCUAAAAUAAGCCCCCCCCAAAAUACUUAGACGCAUGCACAGCUGCCGUGCAAACACCAUGGUGUGAGGAGGCGAGGCUAGAGGGGGAGGAAGGGAGGGGGAACAUGCCCCACACGCCACAUACGAACCUGCCAUCCACACAGAACAGCCUCAUGGAGGCCGCUCCUGCAAACUCUCGCUCACGUGACCCUUCUCUUAGGGCAGCGGUUCUCAACCUGUGGGUCGCGACCCCAUUGGGGGUCAAAUGAUGAUUUGCUUAGGGGUCGCCUAAGAACAUCGGAAAUAUGGGAAGUAUACUUGCGAGUCAAAGAAUCGCACUCCAAUGGUUGACUCCACAAGCCAGCUGCAGGCUCUUCAAAUCGCUAGCCGAAUUCGGCUUCAGGCGCGAUGGAUUAAAAAAGAGAGAAAUCUUUGCUCUGAUGUCUCCCUCUCAAGCCAGCUGCAAUCACUCCCAAUCGCUAGCCUAAUUUGGCUUCAGGCGUGAUAAACUUAAUAGGGGAGGAGUCUCCGUUUUAAUGCCUCCGUCCUCAAGGCAAUCGCAUGCAGUUCAGAUCGCUAGCCAAUAUGGCUUCAGGCGCGAUAAAUUAAAAAUGAAAUUAAUUUUACAGUUGGGGUUGCCACCUCAUGGGGAAUUGUAUUAAAGGGGUCGCCACAUCGUGGGGAAUUGUAUUAAAGGGGUUGCAGCACUAUAAAGGUUGAGAACCACUGUGUUGUGACCCAGGUUCCUGGACCCGGACUCCUGGACUUGGAUGAUUCAGAAAGUGAGGGAGAAGACCUGGCAAGCCCUGCUUCUCUUGAGCCCUCUCCCUCCCUGGCACCCACUCAAAGGGAGGAGGAGGGGCCGGCAAGGCCUGAUUCUCUGGAGCCUUCUUCUGAUUUGGCAACACCCCAAGAACAGUUUUGGAGUGAUGCAAGACUGCGCAGACGUGACCGGCGCGCGCAGCAGAAGCAGCGUUGGGAUAAAGCCAAGUAAUAAUUGUCAUGCAGUGACAUCUGCAGAGACUAUAAAUAGGAGGCGGGACUUCCUGGUUUUUUGUCUUGGACAAAGCAAUGAAUUUGCGCGGGCAAACUGUAUCAAUGGAGGGAAGAAUAUAUUCGUGAGUAAUUCUGGCCUUAUCUAUAAUUUCCUCGUUAUCUCCAGAAACUUGGCAGGCCCGUGGGUAGACGUGGCCAGGACAUUAUCUAUGUAAAUAAAUUAGAAAAGAAGGCCUCUGACUGACUCUUUGCUGGGAGUAUUGGGGGGAGGGAAACAGAACACACUGUCUUAGUGGCAGCCGCAAAAAAACCUCUUGCCAGCCUUAGCAUGUCAGGAGCUGGAAGUCAGGUAAGACACGGCAGAGAAGCGAGACACGUGUCUUACCUGACUUCCAGCUCCUGCCAUGCCCAGUGAGGGGAGGGGAGAAGAGAUGGCAAGGGGAGUCCCAUCUUGCUCCAUGUAUCUUGCUUCUCUGCCACCCACCCCUCCCCACUUGCCACUCCCCCUCACCGGCUGAGAUUGGCAAGCCAGAUUCAGGGAGCUGCCGCCGAAUGCGCUGCCACCACCCAGGAGGAGAGGAACAUGAGAAAUGGACUCUCUCAUAGCUCCUUAUCUCUCUCUUCUCCCAAGUAGCAGCAGUGCAUCAGGCUCACCGAAUCUGGCCUGCUGAUCUCGGGUGGCAGCAGCUCUGACCCGAUCCUCACUGGCAAUGCCGUGGGCAAGAACCCGCCACGCCGAUCCUUCUUAAUGGCUGUGCAGACAGCCCGCACCAGCCACUGCUCGGAGCUCUGACACCAGCCCCCUCCCCACACUCCCAGGUCGACAGGGUUAGGGCUGGCAAGAGUUUUUUUGCGGCCGCCACUAAGAGAAAGGGCGUGCGGUCUAGAGUUUGCGGGAGUGGCCUCCACGAGGCUGUUCCACCUGGAUGGCAGGUGCAUGUGGGGCAUGUUCCUUCCCCUUGGCCCCCCCACCACCUCACCUACUCACCUCAUGCUGUUUGCACAGGAAGCAAUGAAAAAGCUGCCACGAUUGCUGGGAGCAGCAGCCUGAGCAGCACCAGCAAAGCAGCUGGUCAGAGAUCCGGCAUCAGUCCCCCUGCCAAAAAACGAGAUUUAGGGGCCUCCUGCACCUCAAAAAUAAUAAGACCCCCAAAAUAAUAAGGCCAAGGCCAUAUUUCGG
Ahaetulla prasina is the source of this 8494-nucleotide messenger RNA. It is a transcript of the gene MAIP1, whose product is annotated as matrix AAA peptidase interacting protein 1. The transcript is spliced from 5 exons. Lineage: Eukaryota; Metazoa; Chordata; Lepidosauria; Squamata; Colubridae. Gene Ontology annotation, molecular function: ribosome binding. Bases 149 to 928 code for a protein of 259 amino acids. The record is from RefSeq and is a predicted model, not a curated record. Gene Ontology annotation, cellular component: mitochondrial inner membrane. Gene Ontology annotation, biological process: protein insertion into mitochondrial inner membrane from matrix; inner mitochondrial membrane organization.